GUUCGUGUGUGGAAACUUUCAAACACUUUCCGAAUUCUCCAAGCAACACACGUUCUCAAAAGGAAAACUUACUCAACAGAAUUUUCGUUCCGUAUCGCAUUUGACUUUUUUUGUUGUUUGGAUAUUUGUUUGUGUUUUGUAUUUUUGCUGCUGUCACUGGUAUGGUUUGCUGUUUUGUUGUUGUCCAUGGCUUUUUGGCGUGCGUGUGUGUCCGUUUGGAAAGAGUGAGCUAGUGUGUGAGUGCCUUAGUGCGGUGUGAUUGGGCAACUUCGAAAUCAGCAACAACAGAAAAAUUCUUGUAUACGGUUUUCAACGGUCACAACGAACUGCACGCAGUGAAUCAAAAGCGGAAACAAGUGAAAAUCGAAAAUAAAGAAAUCAAAGCAAGAAAAAUUGUGUGAAAAUAAUGAAAUAGUCCCAAAGAUAAGCCUCUUAAAUGAUCUGUAAAUGAAAGGGCUAAGGUUGUAGUGUAAUUUAUCGAGAAAGUGUCCACCAUCAGCACAGUUAGAGUACGAGACGGAGGAGGAUACCACUUUACUGAAAACCGUACCAAAUUUUUACUCUUCUAAAGACUCCAACGAUAAACACUGCCUUCGAUAAUGACAAUUUGCUGAACCUAAUUCGCUUUACUAAAGAGAGAGAGAGAGAGAGAGAGAGAAAGAAGAUAGAGGGAGAGAUCAAUUACCUAAAAGACUUGAAAGUGCAACACCAAGCAAUCAGCGCAAGUUGAACUGCUACGCGGCUUAAACAGAAACAUGGUGUUGCCAUUCGGUUUGGGUUCAGAUGGUCAUCACAAUCCCGACAGUAGCAGCAGUACUACUACAAGUGCCAAGGGCAAAGGCACUGCUGGUGGUGGGGGAGACAGCAAUUCUGGAUCCGGUGGUAAUACCAGUCGAACCGUAAGCUACGCCCCCACAGCUCCGCCCUUCUUCAUGAGGGCGCACACAAAUGUGUCAACUGGUGUGCCGAUAAUACCAUGUCCCCACAUUGACUUCAUCGUGGUCAAUGGGGAUGAUCGCUACAUGAUACGAUGCGAACGCAAGGCCGUAUUGGAAAAUAGCGUUGAGCUGGCUAAAGUGAUACAUGCCGGCCCAAACAGCGGACGCAAAGGUGAUAAUCAUUUUCAAAUCUCAAAUGUAGAUAAACAUGAUUUCGAACUUGUCAUACGAUUUUUGGAAACAAAAUUUGUCAAAUAUCGUGAUCAUUUGCACAUAUUGAAAAUCCUUGAAUUGGCUGACCGAUACAAUUGUCCCGAUUUGAUUAUCCACUGCAUCCGAGAACUGGACCUUCAACUGUGUAGUGCGACCGUGAUCGAUGUAUUCCGCGCCCUUUGGUUCUAUCAGGGCAUCACGACAUCGAAUCCGCACCAGUUCGGCUCGGUCAUAACUACCCAAGAGUUGGCCUCAAAGAAAAGUAAACGUAAGGCCCACCAAUUGGCUGUGGCGAAUUCGAGUACAAGUGGGAAUUCCAACACUAAUCCGAGUACAACUACAAGCAAUAUACCUGCCCCUAAUCCAAAGCCCUUCACAACGGAAGACUAUGGAGUGGCUCUGCUGAACAAUGCCCUUCAACUGAUCGACAUGCAUGCCGAAUUGAUUCUGAGUAAACCAGAAAUGACUGAAUUGCGUUUUGAGGAACUGGAGAUGAUAGCAAAACGUGAUGCCCUGCAAUUGAGCUCAGAACUUACACUCUUCACCUGCCUGGCCGACUGGAGCAUAGCGGAAUGCAAGCGCAAGAAAUUGGACGCCACGGCGGAGAAUCGCUGCCGCGUCCUAGGUCCCUUGUGUUUAACGCCUCGCUAUUGCUUGAUGACAGCAUCGGAAUUUCGAAAAGCAUGUGAUCGCGUCGAGUUGUUGAAUCCCAUAGAGACAUCACUGGUCGGUGAUGCCAUAGAAGGUAAAAAACUCAAGAAUUUAACACCAGAGCAAAGUCAAUUAUUGGAGAAGUUUCGAACACCGCGGCCAGAAUUUGCCAAAAUGCCCAUUAACCUUAGUGAUAGAAGUAACCCAAAGAACUAUCCAAAAAAGAUGAGACGGGCCGAAAAAGGUUCCUCCGAGGAAGGCUGCUGGGAAAAUUUCGGACUAAAUUGCUUGGCGGUAUUUGCAUGCAUCUUCGAUUAAGGCUAGUGUUACGUUGCGAAUUCGCUCACAAUGAUGGUAGUUAAAGAAUCCCCCAAAACCCAACUCAAUGUACUCUUGAUUUACGUUUAAGUUUUUAAGUUUAGCUAAUUUAUGAUGAUAAGUAAGGAUGAAGCCGUAUCUUAAAUCGUUAUCAGUCAUCGCCAGUAUUAUUUGCGGUCACAACAUGUGAAGAGAGAAUGAGAGAGUGCACACACGCACACAUUGACCUCAACUGACACAACAUUAAAUAUAUGGAAGUCCUGACCCCACAAAUUCAGUUUCGAUUACUGCACCUAAGAUUUCCAACUCCUAUAGAACAUCACUUAUUUAAUGUGUCCACCGUCCAUUUGUUGCGAGAGAUGAUCUUACAUAGCAAAUGACACAAGGUAGUGCUACUAGUACUUGUAGAUGGUAGCUGGUUUGGCGUUGUUUAUUCAAACUGAAAUGAAACUAAUGGCGUAUACUAUGCUCGCUUUUCACUAAUUGAGUCUUAUUUUCAAGAGGGUAGUCAGAAACGAUAGCGAUGCAAAAAAGAACUGCAACAUAUUUUGUCUACAAAUGGAAAUGUACUUCUUUAAGGUGCUAUCACACUAUAUGUUCUUGUCUUCUGACAAACUUUUAGAGUUGCACACAUAGUGGGAUACAAAUGCAACUAACACAUGAACAUCACUUUUCAAAAUGGCACUGUUAUUUUUCGAUUAGAGCGGUGCUCCAUUCCUCCUGAUAAUAACAUAACGAAAUCUGCUGUUGAUGUUUUAAGUUGAAUGGAAGCAAUCCCAAAUUAAAUUGUUUUCACAACAUAAAACUAGAUUGCUAGGAUUGUACAAUAGACAGCGAAUAAUUGAUGCGAAAAGAGUGACAGUAUCGAUUCCUCUUGGAAGAGAUUAAAAUACCUCUCAGUUGAGGGCAACAAGUUCGAAUACCCUCACCUCAAAAUGAUGGCCUGAAAUUUUGAAAGUCAAUUGAACUUUCUUCAGAGACUACAAAUAACUACUUGAAAGAGAUCUUUUUAAUUUUGCUAAGUUAUGACAAAAAUCGGAUUGAUUUUCCAUAUUCCAUGCAACACUGAAAUUAACCUACGAUUUUUAUUAAUUUUUGCACUAUCGAUUGACAAACAAUAUCAAUAUAUAACAGAUUUAACUCGUAUCUAUGAGUGUAGUAUUUGGUUAAUUUUAGCUGCCCGAUUAACACUGACAGUUGUAGCAUAUUUUUGUUUUUGUUUUUGUUUUUGUUCUUGGUUGCCAACAAAAAAAUUUAUAUAUGUUACAAAUCACAAUCGAUUUUUGUAAGUUUUCCCAAUAUAUCUUUGUCGAUAUUGUUAAGGCUUUUCAAUAUAGAGACGAACUCAAUUCCUCAUUUAAUACUUUCUCUCUCACUCUCAUUCUCGGUCUGGCUGCUUUCCCCUCUUAUUCUCGUUUAUUUUUUUCUAGUCAAAUUUGUUAAGUGUUACUCUAUUCAUUAUAUGUAUACACAUUACGUCUACAUACAUACUCGCACACGUCCCUACGUAAUUAGACAAACAAAUAUUAUUGUUGUUGUUAUCGGCUUAUGUUGUUAAACAAAUUAUUUUGAAAAAGGUUUUAAGUUCACACAUUUUUUUAUGUCACCGAAGGAAAUGGUGAUGACAUAUGAAAUGGCAAACGCACACACACAUAUACAUAAACCUAUACCCGAAACUGGAAAACUAUUUGUUAUAUUAGGAAAAUUGCAAAUGUGUGUGUAAUAAGAGAAUAUAAAAAAACAAAAUAAAAAUAAAAAAAAUACCCAUUAGUACUUCAUAUUAUACUAGUUCAUACAUACAACUUGCGUACAUACAAUGAAUCAAUGAAACAUUUUGUAAAUAAAAUUCUUAUUGAGCUUU
Stomoxys calcitrans (stable fly) is the source of this 3981-nucleotide messenger RNA. RefSeq lists its product as uncharacterized. The transcript is spliced from 5 exons. Gene Ontology annotation, cellular component: cytosol. The coding region runs from base 756 to 2120 and encodes 454 amino acids. Gene Ontology annotation, biological process: neurogenesis. The record is from RefSeq and is a predicted model, not a curated record. Lineage: Eukaryota; Metazoa; Arthropoda; Insecta; Diptera; Muscidae.